Messenger RNA from Plodia interpunctella (Indianmeal moth), 2864 nucleotides. RefSeq lists its product as uncharacterized. The record is from RefSeq and is a predicted model, not a curated record. The coding region runs from base 2120 to 2809 and encodes 229 amino acids. Lineage: Eukaryota; Metazoa; Arthropoda; Insecta; Lepidoptera; Pyralidae. The transcript has 5 exons.
UUAAAAUUUAAAGUUAUUAUUAUUCAUUAAAUUUUAUCACUUUAAAAACAAACAGAAUAUUCCCAUAUAAUACCUACUACUGACACCUAUUUUUUUAACCAACAAACUGGCUUUACAAAUUUUCUUUACAAGAUUCAUUAUUAAAACAAUAUUCUCACAGAUUUAUUUGAGUUAUAAAUAUAAAAUAUAUUGGGACAAAUCACACAGAUUGAGCUAGCCCCAAAAUAAGUCCGAGACUUGUGUUAUGGGAUACUAACUCAACUAUACUAUAUUUUAUAACAAAUACAUAUAUAGAUAAACAUCCAAGAUCCGGGCCAAUCGGAAAAUGAUCAUUUUCCAUCAAGACCCGACCGGGGAUCGAACCCGGGACCUCUCGGUUCAGUGGCAAGAACUUUACCAGUGCGCCACUGAGGUCGUGUUACUUGCGGACAUCCCAUGAUAAUUAAUUUAUAUAUCAGUCCGAUAACAGCUAUUGGUAGACUGACUUUUACCAAAUCUGUUGAUCACAAAAAUCCGCAUUUAAGUAUCUACAUACAUACCUGGAAAAUCAUCAGUCGUAAGAGUUCCAUCCUAUAGUUAUUAUAGUAAAAAUCACAAUCUACACACAAAACGAACAGUACAUGGUCCAAAAUCCUUCAAACAGUGAAACCCCUUUGAUCUUCACUCUUAUAUUGACGUUACUUUCAAAUACCAUUCAAUGUAGACCACUUUCUUCGCCUAAAAAUCUGUAGAGUUAAUAUUAAGAAAGUAAAAAUAUUUAUUUAGAAAACAUAUCGAGAAAACAUAAUAAGAAGAUUGAAAACGUAUUUUAUAUUUAGGCGGGUUGCAGCUAUACUGCACGUAUUCAACGGGUCGUGACUCGUGUUGCAGACGCAUUAGGUGUGUGGCAGCCUUAAAUUAUAUUAAAACCUAACGAAUUUAAAAAUUAAAAAUAUAAAAAAAUGCCCGAGGACGUUAAAUAGAAGCUAAUGAAAAACGAUUUUUUUUUAGACAAGUCACAUGACGCACAUGACGUCGUGACGUCAUUUUUAUCAUGAAAAACAUGAUUCUCUUUGGGCCAUUAAAAAUUAAAUUUUAAUUGUAACAGUUUUAUCUAAUUCUUGUUCGUGGAAUUUAAAUGAGGAAAACAUAUGCUUGUUCUGAGAAUAGGAACAUGUAUCUUGCUAUAUAUUCUUUAUCUAUCAUAAUAAUGUAUAUAUAAUUUAAAGUUUCAUUAUUUUCACAUGGAUAAAAAAUAUUGCGAUAUUUUUAUAACAACAACAGCUCUACAUCUUUUUGCCAACGCAAGUAUUGAAUAAAACAAUUAACAUAUGCGUGCUUAUUACUCGUGACACACUUACUUCCUGACCUCUUUGACGCACAUUAGACUGCUCUGUUCAGUUUAGAUCAAAAUUGGAAACUAUAUCUGAACGUUUUCCGGUUCCUUGUUGUCGGAGCCCAGGAUCCGUUUUCCUACUAUUCUUCUCCACUUCUCCACAUAUUCGACAUGGUUUAGGCGCACAUAUCCUGCUUAUCGACAUCAGCCUAUGACUUUUGUAUGGUCUGUCUCAUCUAAGACUAUUCCUGGUUUCUUCCUCAGCCGUUGAGAGUCGGAGCUCAGGCUCCGCUAAACUUUGGUGUCAGUCUAUAAUAAAGUACUCUGUGAUAUGGUAAUUGGUAUGCAGUCAAUCAUGCUACUUUCGGAACACAAAUCAGAUAAAACAUUAUUGUUUUUUAUAUUUGUGAUUCAAAAUACCUAUAAGGAUAAGGCAAUGACAAAACUAAGCAAUUUUGUUCACAUGUUAUUUACCGUAAAUAAUAUUAUUAUUAUUCGUAAUCCAUAUAACUUAAAAGUACCAAUAUAUAGUGCCAUCCAAGAACGAUAAUAAAAUUAAAUUUGAUUUGUUGAGAAUUCCAAAAGCAUGAUGUAAAAGUAAUUAGUUAAAAACCUGGUCAAUCAAAGUGAUUAGCUUAAGUUAAUUCAAGGUGCUUAAAUUACGAUGGUCAACUUAAAACAAUCUACCAAAAUACUUUGCAGAUAAUUAGGUUUUGCAAUUUUAUUUUAGUAUAAGAAUAUAUAUAUAGUAAGAAAUUGAUCAGAGUUUGUGAUCAAGUGACAUAGACAAGUGAAAAUUUAGAAAUGGAGUUAAAAUUAGUUAUUUUAUCGUUCGCGUGCCUCUCAUGCCUGGUGCCACCAGCAUACUGCACAGAGCUGAGCACCCAGCUAGCUGCAGCAGGUGCCGCGACGGGUGCAGGGGUCCUGGCCAAAGGCGCCGUUCUUAAAGGCGCUGCACUGGUUGCCGCGAAAGCCGCCGUGGUCAAAGGGCUAGCAGUGUUAGCUGCGAAGGGCGUGCUGCUCGGCGGUGCAGCCGUGCUGGGAGCCAAGGCACUGAAAGCUGUCGCGGCUUUGAAAGCCGGAGCCGCACUGGCACACGCCAAGCCAGUGGUGGUAGAGAAGCCAGUGGUCGUAGAGAAGCCAAUACUUGUGGAGAAGCCAGUGCUGGUGGAAAAACCUGUGCUGAUGCAUGUCGCGAAACCUCAUCUGGUGCAUAAACCUGUAUUAGUACAGCCUUUCACAUACCAGGUUCCCGAACCAUCAACAGUGCUGAGCCCGCCCAGCCCAUCCAAGAUCGCGGACAGAUUGAACAACCUCGUCAGCGUCACGUCAGACGCGGUCACCAAGAAGACAGCGGCUGUUGGAGAGCUGCUUGCCUCACUUCUACCCAGCACGACUGUGGUCGACCCACCGCGACCUCUAGUGUACCAAAUAGUGUCAGCGCCAAAGUUCUAUCCCGUGCCAUUAUUCGAAAAAAAUGUCGAGAAGAAGUAAUUAUUGUUAUUUAAUUUAUUCCUAUUAUUUAAAUAAAUUAUAUAAAUUAAAUUAA